Fulvia fulva is the source of this 603-nucleotide messenger RNA. RefSeq lists its product as uncharacterized. NCBI's taxonomy places the organism in Eukaryota, Fungi, Ascomycota, Dothideomycetes, Mycosphaerellales, Mycosphaerellaceae. The record is from RefSeq and is a predicted model, not a curated record. The transcript has a single exon. Bases 1 to 603 code for a protein of 200 amino acids.
AUGACCACAACAAUAUCAGCCACUACCAUUAUCAACGGCACAUCAAGUGCACAGCCAUCGUUGACUCCAGUUCCGAGUGCGGUGAGCAGCAGCCCAAUUCCUAUUGGCUACGUCGUGGUUGGUACCGUCUACAUUUCUAUCCUCGCCCUCCUGUUCUGCGCAGUGACAGUCUUCUGGGUUGGGAUGAAGAUCGUGCUGGCUAUUGAUCGGUACAAGGCACACAAGGUGAGAAAGGCAGAAGACAUCGAGAACAGAGUGGUUACUGAGACAGUCAGGAGGAGAAUGCCAGGCCGGUUGAUCCGCAGGCUGAGACGCCGUUCUGAACGGAGCUAUGCUCGCAAAGUUGUUGUGGAAAUCGAGAUGCAGCCGGUUCAGAGUGAUUCGGGGCCCGACCAUGAUGAUGGGCGUCAGCGGUCUCUAUACCCGAUGAGGGCCCUUCAUACCGAGAAGCGUCCGCAUUUGACACACCCAGAUCGAAAUUCCACCUGCGACAGUCAGCAUUCGAUCCAUGACAACAGUCAUUUUGUCGAGCUUGUGGAAGUCCCUGUGGACGUCACAGUCGAUAUCGCGGCGUGGUGGCAGUCUGGAUAUAGCACAAAGUGA